Monascus purpureus is the source of this 2301-nucleotide messenger RNA. NCBI's taxonomy places the organism in Eukaryota, Fungi, Ascomycota, Eurotiomycetes, Eurotiales, Aspergillaceae. The record is from the annotation of a GenBank genome assembly.
AUGGCAAAGAUGAGUGGUGGCAUGGGUAUGAUGGGCUUUUUCGGUCCUCCUGGUGGCAUGCCUUUGCCUGGCUCUGGAGCUCGCAAACCGAAGGCUGCCACGGAGCCCGAGAAGCAUGGUGAUUCUGAAAGAGGUGCUCCAGCGGCAGCUCCUCCUGUGCCAAUUAUGGCUUUGCCUGGGAUGAAUACGAUGAAGCCCCCAGCACCCGCUGCUUCACCGGAAGGUGUGGAGAAGGAAGAAGAGGAGCCCCAUGUACCAUCUGUCACGGAACAACAUCCCCCACAUGAGGUUUCUGAUAUCGAGGAAGUCGUUCAGAAUGAACUCCGACAGGACUCUAGUGAUGUUCCACCCUCUCCUCCACCUCACAAAUACACAGGGCCCCCACCUCCACCGGUAGAAACUCGUCCUGCUCCUCCCGUCUCUGCCUCUGUUCCUCCUGAGCGGCCUCUGCCAACUCCAUCAGCACCAGCUCCGCCAGUGCCAGCAGCUCGAUCCGUACCUCCUCCACCUGGUAAACCUUUUGACACAGGCGAAGAUUCGGACGAUGAACUUUCAACUCCCGCGCAAAAUCCGUCCGUGAAUACUGCUGCACCAAGUGACUCAGUGGUCACUCCAUUGUCAGAGACACGUCCUUCACUGGAGAGACUAGAGUCUCGUCGGUCGUCCAUUUACUCCACUGGCAUGUCCCCUACAUAUGCGUCCGAGAAGAGACACAGUCGUCCUCCACCGCCUAUCCCAACGAGUCCUCCUCUUCAUUCUCCCUUGCAUAGCAGAGCGCCGCCUCCACCACCACCUGGCAAUCUCAGCCGGGUAUCAACUGCUGAUAGUCGGGCUAGCGCAGCAUCUGCACCCCGCCAAGCCGGCGAGGUUGAAGGGGAGAUCACAGAAUACGAUGGAGAUUAUGAUACUGAUAUCGCAUCGGGUGCGAAAUUCAAGGACGCCUUGAAGGCUCAUGGUCGUGACUCAAGCCUUGACGAGGACACUACUGCCGAUGAUCGUUCGAUUCAAUCACCUGGAGGCCCUGCCCCUGAUAGCCGACCACCACCUCCCCCUCCGCAUGCCCCGAGAGCAGUUCCGCCUCCUCCGCCUAGUCAACCUCCAAAGGCAGGUAGGGCAUCUGUGGACUUGCCCAGAGGACCGCCCCCUCCGCCUCCUAAAGAGCAGCCAAUUGAUAAUGAGGACGAGUAUGAUCCGUUUCGCUACACCUCUUCAUCCCACGGGCUGCCACCGCCCCCACCAAUACCUAGCGGGCGCCCCGAAUCGGUAGUUGUUCAACCAGAGCCUCCCCGGGUUGACUAUGACGAUCUAUACGAAGCGUCGCCUGUUCAUUCUCCCUCAGAGCCUCAAUUACCGACUUCACCACAAGCAAAACGUCUAUCUGUUGCGCCACCCCCUCCUCCAAGUCAACCACCUGCGGCUGGUCGACCACCGUCAUCACGGACCGCACGUGCAUCGAUGGAUUUUCCUCGGAGCCCACUCCCUGUGCGCAGGUCCAUGGAUGUAUCUCGUCCGUCAAUAGACCAGGGCUAUAUUGCUAUGGAUAUUGACUUGGCAGAGGCUACUCUCUGGUGGACGCGGCCCAACACUCCUCCUCCAGUCUUCCAGAACCGUAAAGACCUUCUCUUGGAAGUCGAAGAGUCGAGCUCCUCUCAGCGGGGAGGAAGGACUAUGGUCACGAAAGAUAUAUACGUUCUCUUCCUUGAUUACUCACAGACGGUUAUCUCAGUGCGCUUUGAUGCCAGAAACCCCUCGGAUGCUUCUUUGGAACAGCGCCACGAACCGCCUCCUCAUCCGCCUCGUCAAGAUCAGCUUGAAAGAGCUCACGUGGAGCUGGGUGCGCGCAUUUCUGAAGCUGCCGAAAAGGUUCAACAUACGACUGUCGCUGAUGGCACUCCGUUUGGCUUGAUUGAACAUCUGCUCAAGCCGUUGCCACACGCCCUGCUCCCUAUUGGUACACGAGCCUUUGGGGCUUUGGUUUAUGCCAAUCUGGCCAAUGCGUCUGUUCAACAAAAUGACGAGAUUCGUCCUGGCGAUAUCGUCAGCUUCCGCAAUGCACGCUUCCAGGGCCACCGGGGGACAAUGCAUCAGAAGUACAGCUCUGACGUGGGCAAGCCUGACCAUGUCGGCGUCGUCGUUGAUUGGGACGGAACGAAGAAGAAAAUCCGUGCCUGGGAGCAAGGAAGGGAGAGUAAGAAGGUGAAGGUCGAGAGUUUCAAGCUCAAUGAUAUGCGCAGUGGAGAAUGUAAAGUCUGGAGAGUCAUGCCCAGGAGCUGGAUUGGCUGGGAGAGUGUAAAUCAGUGA